GAGAGUUUUGACAGUUUCAUCUGUCCGCCCGUUCCAGUCUGGACUGAGCUAUUCCGAUGACUCCCGGUCGGUGAUGGAUGAUCCGUCCGACGAGCUCUCCGUUACGAAGACAAUGGGCUGUUCCACGGUGAGGAGGGCUUGGCUGUAGCGGCGGUGGAUCAUGGAGGGGGCUUCAGAGGCUGUGUCGGGACAUUGUGUAGAUGUCGGCGGUGCCCCGUCAGACCAGGGCGCGACGAACAUAGAGGUGUUCAACAGCGAUGCCGCCGCCGCGUUACCUCCAUCUGGAAACCGGGCGUACUUGGACGUUACGGCCUCUGCCUUCGGCGCCGAGGGAGUUUGCACCAACGGCCGGUUCAGCAGAGAACAGGGCAGCCCGAGGACCGGGGGUGGCAGCCGCGACAACUCCACCGAGCGAAGUCACGGAGGGCUGAACACACCUUGCGGCAUCAUGAAGGAUGGCUCCAAGCAGAGGCAGGUGAGGAAGAAGACUGUCUCAUUCAGCUCCAUGCCAAGUGACCGUAAGAUUAACAGCACAGCUGCCUGCAUGGCCUUCAUGAUGGAAGGCUGUGAGAUGAAGAAAGUACGCUCUAAUUCACGUAUGUACAACCGCUACUUCCUGUUGGACCCGGACAUGCACUGGUUACGCUGGGAGCCCUCUAAGAAGGAUUCAGAGAAGGCCAAGUUGGAAAUCAAGAGCAUUAAGGAAGUCCGUCUGGGUAAGAAAACACCUGUGUUGAGAAGCAAUGGCCUCUCAGAUCAGUUUCCUGAUGAGUGUGCCUUCUCUAUCAUCUACGGGGACAACUAUGAGUCAUUAGAUCUGGUAGCCAGCACAGCAGAUGUUGUCAGCACCUGGGUGAUGGGUCUGCGAUACUUGGUGUCCUAUGGUAGGCACACCGUGGACAUGGUGGAGCCCAGCCAGCCCAGCCUGCGAACCUCCUGGAUAAGCUCUGUAUUUGAGCUGGCAGAUAUUGAAAAAGAGGGACACAUAGACCUGUUCAGAGCUACCCAGAUCAUCAAAGGGCUCAACCCUGGAAUGAAAGAAUCCAGGAUAGAGUUGAAGUUCAAGGAGCUUCAGAAGGCUAAAGAUCAAUACGGAGAGGACAUUAACAUGGACACAUUUGUGGAGGCCUACUGUGAGCUAUGUACGCGGCCAGAGAUUUUCUUCCUACUGGUACAGUUUUCCAGUAACAAGGAAUACUUGGAUAGUAAAGAUCUAAUGCUGUUUGUUGAGGUGGAACAGGGAGUGGAAGGUGUGACAGAGGACAUGUGCAGGGAUAUUGUUCAGAAGUUUGAGCCAUCUGCUGAGGGCAGAGAACGAGGCUAUCUCUCCAUUGAUGGCUUCACGCACUACCUCCUCUCUUCUGAGAGCCACAUCUUUGACCCCCAGCACAAGCAUGUGUGCCAGGACAUGACCCAGCCGCUGUCCCACUACUAUAUCAACUCCUCACACAAUGCCUCUCUCCUGGAAGACCAUUUUUGGGGCUCCUCAGAUAUUAGCAGCUACAUUAGAGCCCUAAGGAUGGGUUGUCGCAGCCUUGAGGUCAUAAUAUGGGAUGGCCCAGAUAAUGAACCGGUGGUGCAUGUAGGAAGUUCUGUAGCUUCACAGCUUGCCUUCUCUAAAGUGCUGGACAUUAUAAACCAGUAUGCUUUCGAGAGCUCCGAGUAUCCCUUGAUCCUUUGCUUGGUAACCCACUGCUCUAUCCCACAGCAGAGGGUCAUGGCACAGCAUAUGAAGAAGAUCCUCGGAGACAAGUUAUAUGUGGAACCACCCAACAAAGAGGAGCACUACCUGCCAUCCCCAGAAAAACUCAAAGGCAGGAUUCUCCUAAAGGGAAAGAGUUUACCCCCAACCUGCACGGACUCUGAGGGGGAGGUGACAGAUGAGGAGGAAGGUCUGGAAAUGUCCCGGAGAGUAGGUGCUGAUGAGAAGGACCAGCUGAAUGGUUUGGGUUGUAAGAGACUUAAGCUGUGUCGUGAGCUGUCUGACCUUGUGUCUCUCUGCAAGUCCAUCCAGUUCAGGGACUUUGAAAUCUCAAAGAGGGACCAGAAAUACUGGGAGGUCUGCUCUUUUAACGAGGUGGAUGCAAACAGGUUUGCCAAUGAGUUUCCAGAAGAUUUUGUGUGUUAUAACAAGCGCUUUCUCUCAAGGGUAUAUCCCACACCCAUGCGGAUCGAUGCCAGUAACAUGAACCCCCAGGACUUCUGGAAGUGUGGCUGCCAGAUCGUGGCCAUGAACUACCAGACUCCAGGACUGAUGAUGGACCUUAACCUGGGCUGGUUCAGGCAGAAUGGAAACUGCGGCUAUGUGCUGCGGCCUGCCAUCAUGCGGGAAGAGGUAUCCUAUUUCAGUGCCAAUGCCCGGGACUCUCUGCCUGGUGUGUCUGCACAGCUCCUUCACAUCAAGGUCAUCAGUGGGCAGCACCUGCCCAAGCCCCGUGGCUCUGCUGCCAAAGGUGACGUGGUGGAGCCCUAUAUCUAUGUGGAGAUCCAUGGCAUCCCAGCUGACUGUGCUGAGCAGAGGACCAAGACUGUGUCCCAGAAUGGUGACAACCCUAUUUUCGAUGAGAGCUUUGAGUUUCAGAUUAACUUGCCAGAGCUGGCAGCACUGCGCUUUGUGGUGCUGGAUGACGACUACAUCGGAGAUGAGUUCAUUGGCCAGUACACCAUCCCAUUUGAGUGCCUCCAACCAGGCUAUAGACAUGUCCCUUUGCAGUCUCUGACUGGGGAGUUCCUACCCAACACAACUCUGUUUGUCCACAUAGCCAUCACCAACAGACGAGGUGGGGGGAAGGCCCAUAAGAGGGGCCUAUCAGUGAGGAAGGGCAGGAAGGCGCGGGAGUACACUUCGACCAAGACCACAGGGAUCAAAGUGGUAGAUGAGCUCUUCAGAGCCUCCACCCAGCCCCUCAGGGAGGCUACAGACCUAAGAGAGAAUGUGCAGAAUGCCAUGGUGUCCUUCAAGGAGCUCUGUGGUCUGACCCCUGCGGCCAACAUGAAGCAGUGCAUCCUGACAGUGUCUAGCUGGCUGAUGAACAGCGAGCGUACCCUGAGGGUGACAGUGGACCUUAGUGAGACCUACCCUACCAUGGAAGCUCAAGGUCCUGUGCCUGAGCUACUACGCAAAGUCCUCAAUGCCUAUGACAUGAUGAUCCAGACCAGCAGAACCCUGAUCGAGUCAGCUGACGGGGUCUACUCAAAGCUCACACAAGCUCAACGGGCAGGAUUGGACUUCCAUGAGGACCUGCAUCGCAUUGGAGCCAAGGAGGGCCUGAAGGGUCGCAAACUGCAGAAGGCCAUGGAGAGCUACGCAUGGAACAUCACUGUGCUUAAGGGCCAGGCAGACCUGCUGAAGCACGCCAAGAGUGAGGCUUUGGACACACUGCGUCAGAUUCAUUGCGCGGCUCAGUCCUGCGGCCUCAGCAAGAACGGAGCAGCUUCCCCACAGCUCCAGCACCACCCCAACCAACAGCCACAACAGACGCAGCAAAAGCUUUCACCACAUGGCCAGGCCCCGGCCUUGGCCACGGCCCAUCCACAGCACCAGUCCCAUCCCAAGGCACUGUCCCAAACCUUGACCCAGACUUCUCUACAGCCCCAACCUCAACCUCCAGCCAUCCCACUGGCUCAAGUCAUUACCCAACUGCCAGCGUUUCCUCAGCCCCACAUUCAGCAGCACAAGCUGACAGGUCAUUUAGAUGCCAUCCCUGAGAAGGAGAUGAUCGGUGACCAUCCCGCCGGGUCCUGCUGA
Messenger RNA from Lampris incognitus (smalleye Pacific opah), 3748 nucleotides. It is a transcript of the gene plcl5, whose product is annotated as phospholipase C like 5. The transcript has 6 exons. Gene Ontology annotation, molecular function: phosphatidylinositol-4,5-bisphosphate phospholipase C activity. The coding region runs from base 161 to 3748 and encodes 1195 amino acids. Gene Ontology annotation, biological process: lipid metabolic process; intracellular signal transduction. The record is from RefSeq and is a predicted model, not a curated record. NCBI's taxonomy places the organism in Eukaryota, Metazoa, Chordata, Actinopteri, Lampriformes, Lampridae.